ACUCUCAUCACGGUCUUACUUUGUGGACGUGGUCUUAUAAAGUGUGAUAGCAGACUUGGUUAAAAAAUACGAAUAAAGGGUCAUGUUUAAGUGUAAACGCUAGGCAAAUGAUCUAUUAGGGUGGGUGAACAAGUUAUUUCUCGAAUCUAUGUGGUGUUUCCACCGACCCAUUCACCAAAAAGGAUAUAGCCGUGACGACAUGAAUCAGUCAUACAGACCUGCUGUUAGGGUAAGCUCAGUGUUUGGCUCAGGCCAGCCAGAGCGGAGGCCCCUCAAUGGUCUUGGGAGCACUUCCUAUGGAAACCAGUGUGGCAUUGUAAGGCAUGGAUCAGACCAACUGCCAGCUGUGCAACUGCCAUCCUCCAGCCUCAAACAACCAGCUGUACUGGCGUACAACCAGCCAGAUCGAUCUCACCGCUACAGCCCGCUGAAGAGGCUGCAGGACCUGAACGCUGUGGUCAACAGGCCUGACCUACACAGGGACCUCCAUCCCAGGAACAGCUUGCGCUGUGCGAGCCCAGUCAGUGACGAUGAUGAGUUUGAGGCGCCGUCGGUCCAGCUGCCUCCUUCUCCAGGCAAUGACGGCAUGGACUCCUUGGAGACUCUGCAUGAUGUGAACAGAAAUGGCUUCUCCCCUCAUAGUCCCGUCAGUUUGGAGCGCUGUUCUCCCAUCCCCAAUGGUUACCUGCAUUUUGAGUCCACGCUGUUUGACAGCAGUUACAUUAAGGAGCAGGUCGAGGAGAGGGAGCGGAGUGGUAGUGAGGACUUGGCCCGUUUUCGCCAUCCCCCAAAGUUGAGUCAGGACAGAACUGGUACUGACAGUAAGACCACAUGCAGCUCAGGGGCAGAUAAAAGAACAUUCAAACCUACUGUCUUUAAUCUGAUGUCCAAGACUAUAUCUGAACUCAAUCCUACACUAAGCCCCAGUGCACUUCCAGAAAUCACUCUGAGAGAUGAGUGGAGCUUGGGCGAGGAAUCAGACAGUGAUGCUGAACUUACCUCUCCUGUUGACCCUGGGCUUAUUUCUCCAGCCGGGACCAAUUCUAAUUCCAACAGCCCAAAGAAAAAGCCUCUUCCUACAGUCAAGUAUGUGGAAGGGGACUUGGUGUGGGCUAAAUUCAACAGACGGCCCUGGUGGCCCUGCCACGUCACCAGUGACCCAGAGCUGGGGACCCACACUAAGAUGAAAGUUCCCAGUCCCCGCCCUUGUCGGAUGUAUUUCCUGGAGACGAUUGGGGAGAUUAUAGAAAGUGCCUGGGUCCCUGGGAAUGCCGUUCUUCCGUUUGAAGGAGGUCAUCAGUUUGAGGAUCUACCUGUGCUCAGAAGGAGAGGGAAGCAGAAGGACAAAGACUACAAGUAUACGAUACCCAAAAGCUUACUGACUGCAUGGAAAGUCAGCGUAGCAGAAGCCGAGUAUCUGCUCCCAGAUCGACAAAGGAACACCGAAAGCGUGUUUUCGAUAUCUGACAAUGGAGAAGAGCGUGUGCCAAGCCCACUCUCAGCUGAAAAGACGCAGGUGGACCCCUCUGUCCCCGUGGACCCUGAGCAAUCCCUAUCACCCAGUACGGCCCCCAGUGGAAAUGAGCCCUGUCUCAUCACAAACUCUGCUGCAGUUCAAUCCAAUAAGAGCAAAGCUUGUAAGAAGAAAAAGAAAUGUUUGUCAGACAUAUUUGGCCAUAUAGUUGGCAGAUCCAAGGACUCAUCUACCAUCACAAAAGUGGCGGAUCAGUUCCCAGCUACAACUGUUGCACUGAAAGAAGAGCCAAAGGACUCACCUUAUGCAGACCUGGAUUCAGUUCCAAUGCUGCAUCGUCCAAAACGCACAGCAAUAUCUCCAACACAGGAUGUAGACAGACUGCUCAGAAACGAACAGGGUUCAAGUAAGACUAAAACAAAGCUUAGUGAAAAAGUGAGCCAUCCUACAGAUUCCUGUGAGUCUCCUAGCGUUUUAACAAAAAGAUUGACAUCUAAUGAUACAAACUCUGAGCGGAGUUUGGGCAGCUACAAUCAACUGUCGCACAGUUCAAAUGAUAAGCACUCUGUGAAUCUUCCUGCAAGCAGUCGUCUGAUGACAAGAGCCCUGAAAGCAGAGGAGGAGACAGAUAUCAAAGAUUUGCCACCCACAAGCCAAAUCUCAAAAGAUUUCCAUGCUGAUGAUUGUCUUGAUACACCUACUAAUGCAUCAGUAAAAUCUGAAACAUCUCCAAACUGGGAAUCACCCAGCAAUGCAUCAUCCUCUGCAAGUUACAGCUCUCCAAAAAGGCGGCCAAGGAAGCCUGAUAAGAAGCAGAUUUGUAAUGGCUCACUGGUAAAGCCCAAGUUUGCAGGCUGUAGCGUACCCACUGUGCAAUGUGUUGAGAUUAAGACAGAAAGUGUUGUCCCAGAUCUGUCAUUGUCUUCCCCAUCCUCAGCUCUGUCUCCAAUGGAUGCUUUUCAGGAUCCCAAGGAACUCAUGUUUAAAUCCCUCAUGAAGGAGGACAGCAGCGACUCUGAGUUAACGGUAUUCCGGCCUGAUUCCAAUUAUAAAUUCAGUACUUUCCUGAUGCUCCUGAAAGACAUGCAUGAUACAAGAGAAAAAGAGGGCAAACCUCUGACUCUCCCACCAUCACCGGUCCUGAUCAAGGAGGAACCUCUGGUUAUCCCUACUUCUACACGGAGAGGUGUAGGUUCCCGUGACGGUUUCUCUCGAAGGAUCAGAGCAGAGAGUGGGCAGUCAGGGAAAUCCACAACAUCCCAAACCAGAGCAGUGAAAGCCAAGAACAGGACUAAAGCUAUCAUGACAGCUGACACCUACCAUUGUGAAGACUUUCCUGUUCACUCUCAGAUUGGAAACUCAGACAAGCAGCGCCGAAAGCAAAGACUGCCUGCUAAGGUGAAACUCGGCAUACGUGGCCUUUCUUCGGAUCUGGCUGACUUGGCUUACGGCAGGGAGUUUGUCAGUGGCCACGCUGACUUGGCCGAUCCUGGGACUUGUCCUCCCGUUGCUGCUGAUUCCUCGGCCAGCUACCUCGACAAGCACUCAGGAUUGACGGUGGCUCCAAAGAAGCGCUGGCAGUUGGUUGAAGAGGUUGCUGAAAGUAAAGGUGAAGUUAUCAGUGAGGUGUCCACUGAGAUGAACGGGUCUUACACCAUGGCAGCAUCACCAGAUUUUAAUCUGGGAAUUGAGAAGCAGGCCGAGAAUGACUUGUUCUUCUCAGACACAAGCAGCACAGCUGGAAGUUCAGAGAACAAACGUCUCCGUAAACCAACUAAAAGGCUCCUGGAGUCAACUGAAGAGUAUGAACAAAUAUUUGUUCCAAAAAAGAAAUCAAAGAAACACACCUCAGAGUCUUCCAAAGUGCAGACAUCAGGGAUGACCACACUGCAUGAGCUCAGCACCACAGAAAUAAUUACCUCAGCCUCGACCUCAUCCUCGUCCUCUGUAGAGACGACUGAGGCUCCGUCAGCUCUGGAACAGAGUCCAUCUCAGGAUGAGUUUUCUCCUGUAGCACCCUCAGUAUCCCCAGUCACAACACAACCCUUACUUGACACAGAUGAAGCAGAAGAAUCUGAUUUACCUCUUAAAUCUGACCCAGGGUUAUUAGCCCAAGAAAGAAAAAGGCCAAGGAAGCUGUUGCACAGGGUGCUGGACUGUACCAUAGAAGAAGUGUCUGUUGCUCCUACAAAGAAGAAGGAGCUAAAGCGACACAGUGGCGUUACUUCAGAAAUGAGAGUGUUAGUCAGGAAAACUCAGGUUGGAUCUGUGAAGAAAGAGAAGUCUGUACCCAGUUCAUCCUCUGGCCCUGUUACCGCCUCCCAGCACUCAGAAAGCAAAGAUCGACUCGAAGGCCUCGCCCUAAACCGACCUCCUAGCCCUCAAGCAUCUGAGGCCCCCAACCAGGAGGCUGAGAUGGAGGCCUGCGACACUGAGAAGAAACAAAAUGUACACACUGGAACACUAACUCCCAAACCUGAGCUGCUGUCUGUUGGUGUGAAUGACAGCCUCUCUUCCCAAGUGGACAUAAAAGGGAAAACAGGAGCUACACCCCUGAAGGAGAAUGUCUGUCAGGUGUGUGAGAGGACGGGAGACUUGUUGGCCUGUGAUGGCCAGUGUUAUGGAGCCUUCCACCCGCAGUGUAUCGGCCUGUCAGCCGCUCCCAGGGGAAAAUUCCUCUGUCAAGAAUGCAAAACUGGUGUCCACACGUGCUUUGUGUGUAAGAAGUCCGGUAAUGGGGUAAAGCGCUGCAUGAUACCACUGUGUGGGAAGUUCUACCACUCAGACUGCAUCCUGGCCUACUCAGCCACCCAGCCGCAUAACAAAGGCCUUCGGUGCCCUCUGCAUGUGUGUCUGUCCUGCCACAUCACCAACCCUCUCAAUGUGUGCUCUAAAGGUCGGCUGGCUCGAUGCGUACGCUGCCCUGUGGCCUAUCACGCUAAUGACAACUGUAUGGCAGCAGGCAGUUUGGUGCUGGCAAACAACAGUUUCCUCUGUCCAAACCACUUCACUCCCCGCAAGGGCUGCAAGAACCAUGAACACAUCAACGUUAGCUGGUGCUUUGUCUGCUCUGAAGGGGGCAGCUUGCUGUGCUGUGAAGCCUGUCCCGCUGCUUUCCAUCGGGAAUGUUUGAAUAUGGAGAUGCCUCAGGGCAGCUGGUUCUGCAAUGACUGCAAAGCCGGAAAGAGGCCUCGUAUUAAGGACAUACUCUGGGUCAAGUGGGGUCGUUACAGGUGGUGGCCUGCAGAAGUCUGUCUGGCCAAAGAUGUCCCGAAUAACAUUUUGAGAAUGAAACACGAGGUGGGAGAGUUUCCAGUGCAAUUCUUUGGCUCCAAAGAUUUUGUGUGGACCUACCAGGCCAGAGUCUUUCCCUACAUGGAGGGUGACACUCACAACAUAGAGAAAAUGGGAAAGGGUGCAGAUGCAGUGUAUAAAAAAGCCCUCACUGAAGCAGCAGAGCGUUUCAAAGAGCUCCAGGCAGAAAAAGAGAUGAAGCAGCUUCAGGAGGACAGAAAGAAUGACAAGAAACCUCCUCCAUACAGACACAUAAAGGUAAACCGGCCAGUUGGGAAGGUGCAGAUCAUUACCGCUGACCUAUCAGAGAUUCCACGUUGCAACUGUAAGGCGUCGGACGAGAACCCGUGCGGCAUCGACUCGGAGUGCAUUAAUCGCAUGCUGAUGUAUGAGUGCCACCCUCAGGUGUGUGCAGCGGGGGAGCGAUGUCAGAACCAGGCCUUCACAAAGCGCCAGUACACCCCCGUAGAGAUUUACAGGACACUGUCAUGUGGCUGGGGUUUACGUGCUGUGACGGACAUCAAGAAGGGAGCCUUUGUGACUGAAUAUGUGGGAGAGAUGAUCGAUGAAGAGGAAUGUCGAGCCAGGAUCAGACACGCCCAGGAGAACGACAUCAGUAACUUCUACAUGCUUACACUGGACAAGGACCGGAUCAUUGAUGCUGGGCCCAAAGGGAACCAGGCUCGUUUCAUGAACCACUGCUGCCAGCCAAACUGUGAGACUCAGAAGUGGACUGUGAACGGAGACACCAGGGUGGGGCUAUUUGCUCUUCAGGACAUCCCAAAAGGUGUGGAGCUGAAUUUCAACUACAACCUGGAGUGUCUUGGCAAUGGGAAAACGGUCUGUAAAUGUGGAGCACCCAACUGCAGCGGUUUCCUGGGUGUCCGGCCAAAGAACCAGCCACCAGCUGAGAAACUGAAACUAAAGGAAGGGAAGAGGAAGGUCCCCAUGAAAAAGAAGACCAAGCAGGAAGUGACCAAGGAGAGGGAAGACGAGUGCUUCAGCUGCGGUGACGGGGGUCAGAUCGUGUCCUGUAAGAAGCCGGGUUGUCCAAAGGUCUAUCAUGCUGACUGUCUUAACCUGGCUAAGAGGCCAGCAGGGCGAUGGGAGUGUCCAUGGCACCAGUGUGACAUCUGUGGUAAAGAGGCCGCUUCGUUCUGUGAGAUGUGCCCCAGCUCAUACUGCAAGGAGCAUCGUGAAGGCAUGCUUUUCAUUUCCAAGCUGGACGGCAAGCUGUCCUGCAGUGAACACGACCCAUGUGGGCCUGACCCGCUGGAGCCAGGGGAGAUCCGUGAAUACAUGCCCAACACAAACUCCAUGAGGUCCGGGGCCUUGGCUGGGUCUCUCUCACUGGUCCCGGACUCCAGGAGAGCUGGUUCUGCUCCCACCAAUUCCUCUGCUGGACAGGCUGCGACCGGGCAGGGGCCUCCUCCUCGUCUCUAUAUCAACACAAAGACUGCUACCUCGAGCUUCAUCCCCUCGAACAGGUCUUACCUCACAGACAGGACUGCAGGGAAAGCGUUUUCCACUCCCGCCUCGUCUACGGACCAGAGAGAGGACGGCGAGGUGGAGGAUGGGGAGGUGUGUGGGUUGGAGGUGGAGGACGUGGAAGACGACGACGAUGAUGACGAUGACGACGAUGAUGAUGAAGAAGCAGAUGAGGAAGAGGAUGAAAUGGAGGAGAUGGAGAUAGUGGAAGAUGAGGAGGACGAGGCGAUAUAUGGGGGUGAUCUGCUGGAGGAACACGAUGACGAAGAGGAGGACGAAGGAGGGGAUGUGUAUGACACUUGGGGCGAUUUUGUAGAUGAUGAUGCUGGUGAUGGAGAGGUGGAGGAGGAGGAAGAGGAGGAAGACUUGGAGGAAUGGGGGAGGGUGGAGGAUGAUGACAAGUGACCCAGUCCAUCCAUUCCUUCAGAAAUACUCAUCAAAAUCUCCCAAUAAACAUUCAAAGGACAAAAAAAGACAAGAGUUUGACUUUUUUGGUACCUACUUGAAUGCAACACUGCCUUCACUUUGGUACUGCGUUGCCUUCUCAUCCCCAGACUGCUGGUCUGACAGUGAGGAUGUGUACUGGUGCUAAGGCUCGAGGACUCAUUCAGUCCAUCUCUUUGUACUUCUGACAAUGUGUUUAUUUGUGUCUGGUGCUGUUAUGUUCUUUUGUUUGUUCUCUCAACGUUGUUUACAUUUUUUUUGGCCUUUUUGUAACGUUUGGAAUAUAAGAAAAAGUUGAGAAGUUACACCUGACCAAACUGUUGUCAUUACAGCAUCUUAUGUCGUUAUUACUGUCUUAACUUUGUCUUUCUAAUUAUAUGAGUGAUCAAAGUAGUGUUCUCACUGGUCCUUGUUACAGUUAAGCACAGAAAUAUCUGCUUGUUGCUUCUGAGUAAUGCAAAUAUAAACCCACUGGAUUUUUCAGGGCUUUAGGUGAUUCUUCUCACUCCACCAACAACCAUUUCUCUCUGUUGAUUCAUCCUUUUUUUUUCCUCUCAACAUUUAGGUCAGAGCUCUGGAUGGGAGGCACAGACAAAGUCAUGGCAUUCCACAAUCUCUAAAUGCAUCACAGACAUAACUAACAUUUGUUUUACAUCCAUCAUUGCUGUCCCAUUAACAAAUUUAGAAAAUAAAAUCUAAGUACUUAUUCACUUGG
This is a messenger RNA of Scatophagus argus, 7415 nucleotides long. It is a transcript of the gene nsd1a, whose product is annotated as nuclear receptor binding SET domain protein 1a. The coding region runs from base 149 to 6661 and encodes 2170 amino acids. NCBI's taxonomy places the organism in Eukaryota, Metazoa, Chordata, Actinopteri, Scatophagidae. Gene Ontology annotation, biological process: regulation of DNA-templated transcription. Gene Ontology annotation, molecular function: protein binding; histone H3K36 methyltransferase activity. The record is from RefSeq and is a predicted model, not a curated record. Gene Ontology annotation, cellular component: nucleus; chromatin. The transcript is spliced from 23 exons.